Molecule: messenger RNA, 2766 nt
Organism: Hevea brasiliensis (rubber tree)
Lineage: Eukaryota; Viridiplantae; Streptophyta; Magnoliopsida; Malpighiales; Euphorbiaceae
Product: disease resistance protein RPV1
Exons: 5
Coding region: 1-2766 (921 amino acids)
Biological process (GO): defense response; signal transduction
Molecular function (GO): ADP binding
Source: RefSeq, a predicted model, not a curated record
AUGGCUGCUUCAUCAUCUUCUUGUCCUUUUGAUGCGUUCUUGAGCUUUAGAGGCGAUGACGUUCGCAAGACUUUUGCAGAUCAUGUCUAUGCAGCUUUGACUGGAGCGGGGAUUCACACCUUCAGGGACGAUGAAGAAAUUGAGAGGGGGAAAAACAUUGACCAAGAACUCACGAAAGCAAUACAACAAUCAAAAGUAGCAGUAAUAGUGUUUUCUCCAGACUAUGCCUCUUCAAGAUGGUGCCUUGAUGAGCUUUUGAUGAUCAAUGAGCGUAGAAAAUCUGAUGGUAUGCAUAUUUUGCCAAUUUUUUACCAUGUCGAUCCAAGUGCAGUCAAGCGGCAGAAAGAAAGCUUCAAGGAAGCAUUUGAUAGACAUGAAGAGCAACUAAAGGAGGAGAUAGACAAGGUAGAAAGAUGGAGGGCAGCUCUUAAAGAAGUUGCAGAUCUAGGCGGGGAGGUUUUAAAAGACCAUUACGAGGCACCGUUCAUUCAAAACAUUGUCAAGCUCGUUGCGAAUAAAUUGGAUCGCAAGCUUCUGCAUGUGGGUUCCUACUUAACAGGAAUAGAUGAUUAUGUAGGCCGGAUUAAUCAGUGGUUGCAAGAUGAGUCGACAAAUGUUAGGAUAUUGGUACUUUACGGGAUUGGCGGGGUUGGAAAGACCAUCAUUGCAAAGACUGUUUAUAACCAGAACUCUCACAAGUUUGAAAGGAGCUGCUUUCUUGCGGACGUUGCUGAAACAUCAGAAGAGCCAAAAGGUAUGAAUAGCUUACAAGAACAACUUCUUUCAGAUAUCCACAAGCGGGAAUCAGUAAAGAUAUAUAAUGUAGAUGAGGGAGUUAUGAAGAUCAAGGAUGCUAUGUAUUGCAGGAAUGUUAUCAUUAUUCUUGAUAAUGUGGAUAAUUCAGAACAAUUCAAAUCCAUUAUUGGUGAGCAAGAGUGGCUGUCGUCGGGAAGUAAAAUCAUCGUCACAACUCGAUUGAAGUGUUUGUUAAGUGAAGUUUGUUGGAAACUUCACAUUGAGCCAUUGAGUGUUGAAAAGUCACAUAAACUCUUCGCCUUGCAUGCCUUUGGACUAGAAGAUCCUCCUGAAAAUUUCGAUGAGCACUCUGAACGUGUAGUGAGCCUUUGUGAUGGUCUUCCAUUAGCUCUUUGUGUUUUAGGCUCCUUUCUUCGUCGCAGAAGUAUAGAUGAAUGGAAAAGUGAGAUUAAGGAACUGCAAGAAAUUCCUCAUAGUCGAAUUCAAAAGAUUCUCAGAAAAAGCUUUGAUUCUCUACAUAAUGAUCGUCAUCGAAGCAUAUUUCUUCACGUAGUUUUUUUCUUUAUUGGGUGGGAUAAAGAUGUUGUCGUUAAAAUUUUAGAGGGCUGUGGCUUCGAAGCAAUAAUUGGAGUUCAACAUCUCUUGGAUAGAUGUCUCAUUGAAAUCAAUGAAAGAAACAACCUAGCGAUGCAUCAGUUGGUUAGAGACAUGGGUAGGGAAGUUGUUCGCCAAGAAUCUCCUGAUGAACCGGGGAAGCGCAGUAGAAUAUGUAAUCAUAAAGAGGGUACCGAGACAAUUAGGGGCCUCAUUCUUGACAUGCAUUUGUUAAGAGAAGAGAAACAUGUCGGCCCAAUUUCAAAUUAUGGAAAUUACAGUCAUGAAAAUUCGGUGGAGGAAUCAGUGCUUGGUUGUGAAGAUAAUCAUUCAAUGCAUAAUCGUCUUGGUGGCAUCGUUUGGCAGCGGAUUGUGAAUUGUAUCCCAAAAACCUCAUCUACCUCUGCAGAUGUGAUAAAAACAGAGGCAUUUGCAAACAUGCGCCAAUUAAAUGUGCUCCUGCUCGAUGAUGUUAAGCUUGAUGGAGGAUAUGAAGAUUUUCCAAAACACUUGGUGUGCCUGCGUUGGCUCAGAUUCCCUUUGAACUCUAUGCCAACGUGUUUAAAUGUGGAGAAACUUGUUGUUCUUGAUAUGCGGUAUAGCAGGCUAAAACAUGCUUGGCAGGGAAAGUCGUUUCCAUGCUUGAAGAUCCUUGACCUAAGUCAUUCUCAUUUACUCACUACAACCCCUGACUUCACGGGACUACCUGGUCUUGAGAGUUUGCUGCUGAAAGAUUGUAUAAAUUUAGUCAAGAUUGACAAAUCUAUUAGAGUCCUAAGGGGACUUGUCUUGUUAAAUCGUGAAGGCUGCAUAAAUCUCAGGAUGCUUCCAGACACAAUUUCUGAUUUGAAAUCACUUGAAGAACUAUAUUUGACUGGUUGCUCAGAACUUAAAGUGCUACCCAAAGUGCUGGCUCAGAUGGAAUUCGUGAAGGUGUUUUUCGCUGGUGGAAUUACCUUGAAUGAAUUAAGCUUUAGCUCGAGAGAUGUAAGGGGAUAUUGGUCUUGGUUAUCAGGCAGAGAAGGUCCGGAAUCCACUAUGUUUUCAUCUGCUUUUCUUCCACGUUCUUUGACCCAUUUAAUCCUUCCAAACUGCAAUUUAUCAGAUGGUAAAUUUACCACGGAUCUUCAUUUGCCGUCUUUGAGACAUUUAGUUCUGCGUGAUAACCCACUUAAUACUAUAUCGGCUGAAAUUCCUGGGCUCCCUUCACUCGUAUAUCUCGAUAUAACGCAGUGCAACAACUUCAACGUUAUUAUAAAGGUUCCUACGAGUAUAGAGGAACUGAAUUUGAUAGGGAGGUUAGUUACACGUCUGUCGGACUUGCUGCGUUUUGGGUUAGAGGACAUCUCCAGUGGUCGUGAAAACCGCUUGUUCAAUCGGAUUGCCCGUAUUUCCUGGGGAAAUUCAUUACCAUGA